UGAAGAAUCAUUGACAGUUUUUUCAAUGGUAGAAAUUCGCGGCACAGAUCCCCACCUAAAUAGUGGAAAAACAAGCCACACUGCAACUACCUAUUUACAUCCCGCACCCUUCAACAAACGAAUAUCAGCUAGCUGAUAAUUAAUACCCACAUACUAAAUCCUCAAGGAGCCACGAGAAUUCCAAGGCACAAUAGAUAGCCAUGUCAGGAGACGGCAUAGCUGCGGAAUGGAGAGCCAUCCAUGGCCUCAACAACUGGGAGGGCAUGCUGGAACCCCUUCACCUGGGCCUCCGAAAAUCCCUCCUCCUCUACGGAGACCUCAUUCAGGCCACAUACGAUGCCUUCAUAAGCGACCCACAUUCCAAAUAUGGUGGAAGCAGCAGAUACGGCAAGAAAGAUUUCUUUCACAAGGUUGCGCUGUCUGCACCAGGGGACUACGAAGUCACCCAUUUCCUCUAUGCCACUGCCAGCGUGGACCUCCCGGGGGCAUUCUUCGUCAAGUCUCUGUCCAGAGAAGCCUGGAGCAAAGAGUCUAACUGGAUCGGCUACGUGGCAGUGGCCACGGACCAGGGAAAGCAACGAUUGGGGAGACGAGACAUCGUGGUCGCCUGGAGAGGCACAAUUCGUGACAUGGAGUGGAUCGAUGUCCUCAAUCCGGGAAAACACUCCAUUGUUCCUCUUUUAACCAAAUCCAAAGCCCCUGCCAAAGUCCGCCACUGGUAUAACCUCGAUCCUCACCACUCUUCUUCUUCUGAAGACGAAGACGAUGACAAGGACCCCAAGGUGAUGAACGGCUGGUAUGUAGUCUACACUUCUAGUGACCCAAAAUCCCCCUUUGUGAAAAGCAGCGCCAGGGACCAAGUUCUGGGGGAAAUUAGGCGGCUGUUGGAGGUGUACAAGGAUGAGGAAGUGAGCAUCACAACUGUCGGUCACAGCCUGGGGGCCGCCUUGGCGGUGCUCAGCGCAUUCGACAUGGUAGAGAAUGUGGUCGCGGAAAUGAGACCGGACGUCCCGGUGACGGCCUUCGUGGUGGGGUCACCUGGUGUGGGGAAUCCGGAGUUCAAGCGGCGCUUCGAUGCUCUGCCGCAGCUGCGGAGUCUGCAUGUGGUGAAUGUCAUUGAUUUGAUUCCGCUGUACCCGAGCAGACUACUUCAUUACGCGGACAUUGGGAGCAGGCUGGAGAUCGAUACGCGGAAGUCCCCUUUUCUGAAGGAGUCGAAGAACCCGAGUGACUGGCACAAUUUGCAGGCGCAGCUGCACAUUGUGGCCGGGUGGCAGGGUAAGGAGGAGGCUUUCAAGCUUGCUGUGGAGCGUAGCGUGGCGCUGGUGAAUAAGUCGAGUGAUGUUCUGAAGGAUGAGUGUCUGGUUCCGGGGUCAUGGUGGGUGGAGAAGAACAAGGGAAUGGUACAGGACGAUAAGGGUAUGUGGGUUAUGGGUGACCUCAAUGAUGAUGACGUUCCCAAGCCAGAAGACUGAUUAGUCUUGUCACCCCCUGCGAUUUCCAGAGAUUUCGUGGGGAACUUGUUGUGCCAUCAGGCUACGGCCUUAUCUCCCACGUCCUCAAUGUUAAAACAUCGUUUCAUUAAUAUCAUGUUAUGUUAUUUUCAUUAA
Cryptomeria japonica (Japanese cedar) is the source of this 1610-nucleotide messenger RNA. RefSeq names its product phospholipase A1-IIdelta. Gene Ontology annotation, biological process: lipid metabolic process. The record is from RefSeq and is a predicted model, not a curated record. Bases 201 to 1475 code for a protein of 424 amino acids. NCBI's taxonomy places the organism in Eukaryota, Viridiplantae, Streptophyta, Pinopsida, Cupressales, Cupressaceae. Gene Ontology annotation, molecular function: glycerophospholipid phospholipase A1 activity. The transcript has a single exon.